AUGGUGAAAUUUGGCGAUGGUAGGAAUUUUGAACACAUUGCUGACUAUUUCAACGAGCGGAUUGCCUGCGUCCCUCUAACAUUUCUGUUGGGAUUUUUCGUAUCUAUCAUCGUCCGUAGAUGGCGAGACACUUUCGACAAUAUGGGCUGGAUAGAGAAUUUGGCGCUGACACUUACGAAUUUGCUACAAGGCGAUGAAAUGGAGAAUAGGCAAAUGCGUCGCACUAUCAUUCGAUACACGGUGCUAUCACAAGUUCUCGUUUUCCGCGAUAUUUCGAUGCGAAUUCGAAGACGAUUUCCAACAAUGGAAUCGCUAGUAAAUGCUGGUUUCCUGAAUGCCAAAGAGCUCAAAGAGUUGAACGAGGUCGAUUUGGCGUACAACAGGUAUUGGACACCUCUCUACUGGGCCCUUGGUGUCUCAUUUAAAGCUCUUGAGAAGGAAUACUUCGAAACGCCAUGGGCAAGAAUUUGCGUACAAAAUGAAAUCGAAGCUUUCCGUACCAAUCUGGCUAUUCUGUGCAAUUUCGACUGGGUUCCUAUUCCAAUUAGCUAUCCGCAGGUAUCACAGUACUACUUCUUUCCGAGUAUCGGUGACAGAGAUAGCAUUGCCGGAAUGAUCUUUACUAUCAUUGAGGUGGUCUUCCUCGCUGUCCGUUCCUAUUUUGCGCUAUGCCUUGUAUCUCGGCAAUUUCUGAUCAAAGAUCAAGGCGACGAUCACAUGGAGGUGAGCAGUUUGGAACUGUUGAGCAGUAUAGGUACGAUGGCGGUUCUCAGCCAAGGUGGGAGGGAGCAUUUUCGAACUACUGUAACUACUGUAAUAAGUUUUUAUCGCCUCGUCAGCCCCUGUGGGGCACAAAAUGGUACCACUUUCGAUGUGAAACCAACUUUCGGAACGAUUAAUUUAUACAAUAAGAGACUUCAAGCGCGUCUGACCAGUAAUCCAGGACGGCUUGUAACGAAAAGAUUUGCCCUUAAAGAUUGA
This is a messenger RNA of Cooperia oncophora, 981 nucleotides long. Lineage: Eukaryota; Metazoa; Nematoda; Chromadorea; Rhabditida; Trichostrongylidae. The record is from the annotation of a GenBank genome assembly.